Molecule: messenger RNA, 3459 nt
Organism: Cucurbitaria berberidis CBS 394.84
Lineage: Eukaryota; Fungi; Ascomycota; Dothideomycetes; Pleosporales; Cucurbitariaceae
Product: polarized growth protein Boi2
Exons: 3
Coding region: 184-3186 (1000 amino acids)
Biological process (GO): actin cytoskeleton organization
Cellular component (GO): plasma membrane
Molecular function (GO): protein binding
Source: RefSeq, a predicted model, not a curated record
CACACACACACACACACACACACACACCCCCCCCCAACAACAUCGCGAAGCUCCGCAAUACGCAAUACAUGAAAUAUAUCCAUGCUAUACACGACACCCAUGAUGAGAUGAAGCACGCCCGCUGGAUGCCUUCCUCGCAUACACAUCCCUUCCCUUGAUAGCCCCCCCUCAAGCAGUGCAGGCAUGGCGCAACGCUCGCACACGGAGAGCUGCAAGCCCGGCGACACCCUCGUCGUUGUGCAUGAGUUCCUGGCCCGGAGUCCCGACGAGCUCAGUCUGCGGCGCGGGGACCGCAUCGAGCUAAUCGAGCGCGACGACGACUUUGGCGAUGGCUGGUUUCUGGGCAAAAACACCGAGACCGGGGACAAUGGCCUCUUUCCUGAGGUCUACACACGACCGGCACCGCAGCCUACGCCCAUCCCCACGAUGCUCUCGCGCAAUCCAUCCCAGGCAUCUACGCGCCUCGAACCCCCUCCUGCCACCCCCAGCACUCCGACGUCUGAAACCCCCUCUAUCCAGCCACUACCCGCAGCGAACACGCCCCCGCCCCUGAAAUCUACCCCGACCGAACCGCUAAACAUCCCGACCGUGACCGACUCCCCGCGCAGGACGUCGCUGCAGGCCGCGCCCAGGAGCAUCAGCAUGACCCUCAGCGGCGAGGUGCCGCAGGAGGAUGAGACGAUUGGGAGCCCCGUCAUGCACGAGACGCUCAGCGUCAUAGACGAGCACAUUACCGAUAUGAGCACCCCGCGGCACAGCACGGCUGGCAAGGAUCUGCGAGCCAACGACUCUGGCAGCGAGUACAGCAGCCACCACCGCCUCUCGUACAUGCACGGCCAAGAAACGGACGACGAGGAGCAGAAUUGGCACACGGAAGAGGAGGUCAAGACGUGGUCGCCAGCCCGCGUAGCAGAGUAUCUGGAAGACGUGGGCGUGGAGAAGAAGCACUGCCAUGUUUUUCGCGACCAAGACAUUGAUGGCGAGGCGCUGCUGGGUGUGGACCGCAAUUUCAUCUUCAUGCAGGAGUUCGACCUGGGCCCUAUGGGACCGCGCUUGCGCACCUGGAUGAAAAUCAAUGCGCUGCAGUCCGAGGUCAAAAACGCAAAGGAAGCCGCCAGAGUCAUGCAUGCGGUUCCUUCGCUAGAUGGUCAUGAUGAUUUCCCACCCGACCCUGCCAGGAACCGAGCUGCCUCGACCAGCGCUGUCCUGCCUCGAAUACCAACUCUGAGGGAGAGCAUAGGCUCCCGAGGCACUCCCAGUCGCCAGCAGCUACCUCGUACACAAUCCUCCACAGGCCGCUCCAGCAUCUCGACCUUUGAAGCCACCUCGCCACUGAUACAGCACAUGGCUACCUCGCCUACUCUUGGUUCGCCUAGCCGGCCCUCUGCCGCCUCGGUCCGCAACAUGAACCACAACAGGCGCCAUUCUUCCAUCGACUACAACCAGAACACACCUACUCCAGGCUCGCCCGUACCCACCAUCCUACCGCCUUCGCACAAGAAAGCACCAUCUUUUGACCGCAACUGGACCAUGGGCGCCACACCAAAGCCUCUGCACGACUCGAUGAGGCCGUCCUCUGCUCAACACACACACUCUACAAGUACGAAUGGAACUGCGUUUGACGCUCGGGAAAGUGGCAUGACCUCUCCUGUUGAGCUCGACAGGGGUUACUUCUCUGGUGGAGAAGUGGACAGCCGGAAAAACCGUAAUGUGCUGCGAAAACGAGACAGUACGGGACACUCCCGCAAUCCCAGCUAUAGCAGUGACGCCGGGCGGCGCAUGUCGUACAGCAGGCGCCACAGCAGAAUUGCAAGCGCAGACUCCAUGGUUGGGUCAACCAGUACAAUGUCUCCGGCUGCGAAGCAGUACUUCGGUACUGGCACCAAGGGCGAUCGCAGCUCAACCACGUUCGACUUUGUGCGACCUCUAAAACCUCCAGCCGAUAUGAACCCAACGGUCACGAAGCUCACUUAUGACUCGCACAGCAUUGAUGCCAUUGCAAAUUCGCCCAACAUGCCUGGGAGCGAGACUUCUAGCACAGGCCGGGCCUCACCUUCACCCGCCGCCCAGACACACUCACGCUCCUUCUUUAGUAAGAAAUCUCAGUCGCGAGGUCUUCGAGCAAUAUCAGACGCCAUCACAGGCGGCGAAAAGGCAAACGUAAGCGCUGGUGAUGUGACAGCAUCAUCGAACAAAGACUCUCCAAUGCAGUCACCGACUCGGACUGGUUCUAGCACGCCAUCUGGCACCGAAGUGUCAAAGAGUUUCGACCUCGAAAAACCAGACAUGGUCAAACGACUCACCGGCGGCUCGACCGCGACCAAGGAUGGAGCCAAGAAGAAGAGUAAGAAGCACGGAACAAGCGCCUAUCUCAAAGGUCGCCAGCAGAUUACACCUCAGGAUGCCAUGGCCAAUUGCGACUACAGUGGCUGGAUGAAGAAAAAGUCUUCGAGUCUCAUGACUACUUGGAAGACACGCUUGUUUGUCCUGCGUGGACGCCGUCUUUCCUACUACUACGCUGAAGACGACACAGAAGAGAAGGGUCUCAUUGACAUAUCAUCGCACCGCGUUCUCCCGGCCAACAACGAGCGAAUGACCGGUUUACACGCCACGUUCACUCGAGCAACGUCUUCUCCUUCGUCGCCCCAGAACGCUACAAUACAAACAGCAGCAGCAACGGACAGUGCUAAUGGUAUUCCUGGCAUUGAAGAGGACGUGUCGGGCAUGUUCAUUUUCAAGCUUGUCCCUCCGCGCGCUGGACUACAGAAAGGCGUGCAGUUUACCAAGCCCAUAGUGCACUACUUCGCAGUCGACAGUCUGGCAGUGGGACGAUUAUGGAUGGCCGCUCUGAUGAAAGCCACUAUUGACCGGGACGAAGCGCUUCCGUUUACCACCACGUAUCAGCAGAAAACCAUUUCCCUUGAGAAGGCGCGAGUGAUGCGACAGCGCCCUCCGAAUCUCAUGGACGAAGACGACACAGAAACUGGGUCUGCCGAUAAUGAAAAGAAAAGCGAGUAUUCGAAAGAGAGUAUCCAGGAAAGCGUCAUCCAUGAGGAAGACGAGAAAGGCCUUGCCAUCUCAGGACUCGACGAGGCGAAAGCUAUACUUGCCUAUGCGGAUACCAAUGACUCGACGACGGAGACCAAACACGAGAGUACGACGACGGCUACGACGAGCGCGACUUGACAAACUACUUCCAAGCGGACCUUUCCUACUUUUCGAAUAGUAUAUCCAGACUUUUUCUUUUUCAGGCUAAGGCAUAUGCCAUUUAAUUCAUUUACCACGAGCGAAUGGGAUGCCGUCGAAUGGCGAGAUUAGCGGGCGUUAUCUGCAGCAAUACCUCCAGGCCUUGUCACGAUGGAGAAUGGACAUUCAUACCCGCCAAUCUUUCUUUUAUCUAAUCUCUUGCAUACUGAUGAAACUUUACGACGGCGAAUCCCAAGGAAAAGCUUAGUCAAC